AUGGAGGAAAAGCAGCUGUAUGGCGCUCUCACGGUAUAUCGUGAAAGAGGAGCUUACUUACGUCGACUCGAACAGUUUGAGAAGGCGAAAGCUUCCUAUGAUGAAGCAUUCAAGAGUAACUCCGAGGAUGUGCGCACACUGACGGGCCGCAGUCAGGUAUGCGCUGACGCCGUGCGGCCUGUACAAGCAUACGCUGACGCGGAGCUGGCGCUCAAACUAUCGCCCGGCAACAUGAACGCACGCAAUAUGCAGUCUCGUGCCAUGUAUACCAUGUCUGACUUCGAACGGUCUGUCGUUAUGAAUUUUCGAGGACUUCGCCUUCGACGCCAACCACCUUACUUCAUGGAAGGCAUCAAUCAGGGAGUUGAAACUAUUCAAGAUUGUAUCGGAAUAAACGCCGGUAAUGUUAUGUUAGACUUUCUGCCACUCAUUAAACAACUAGAAGCAGCACGUCCGGAUGAAAAUGAGCCUCAAAAAGUUUUACAUGUGAGCCGUAUACCUAAAAUGGAACGUAAACGAAAGCUAACUCAAAUGGAAGCACGUAAGCAUAGCACCUUAGCUCGAGUACUCGCUAUGAAAUAUCUCGGACCAAUGGCUUACGAUAAAUUUUUCCUUCAAGAGUUAUAUGACGAUCCUCGUCUCAUAUCCGCAAAUGCAGGUGGAAGUCAGGAACUAAGAGAACUUGUAAAAGAAGCUUUACGAUCUCUCAGUGAAAGACAAGAGAUGCUGCGAGCACAGAGACCAUACUACACAAUUAAAUUAGCUGAAAAAGCGGAAUCUAAACACCAGACCAAGUACAAGGAGGCUGUCCUUAUCCAAGAACGCGAAACUGGAGCUAAGACUGCAGAGCGCUUAUUGAAACAGAUUGAAAAGAGCAUGCGUGAACAUCGCGUCAUGGAUCUUAUGUCACAAGCGAAGCGCAUGCAAAUGUUCCUUGAUGUAAAGACUCCGAGAACGUUACCGGACAAAGAAAUUUAUACUGAUCGUUUGUACAGAGCAGUAGGAGAAGGAUAUCUGUCACAACAUCGUCUGUCUUACACACUCAGCGAGCGUGGAAAUCGCCGCCGUAUUGCAUUCCUCAUGGGCCUACCUGUUGGCCGUCCAACUUCUUUCGAUUCUGUUAUGGCGAAUUAUCCUUACAAGUUCAUUGAUAUUAAACAAGCCACUGAAAAAGUUAUGUUGACUUUGGAUAUGUGUGAAAAUUCAACUAUGAAAUGUUGGUUAAUGUAUGAACUUGCGAGGUUACUUUCCAUGCAAAAGAAUUUCGCUCUCGCAAAAUUUUAUGCUAAACGGUGCCAGAGAGAGGCUCAAGAAUUGGGAAAUAUAACUUGGUGGUUAAAUGGUUGCUUCAUUUUAAUGAGCGGUGACAUGCAACAAGGCAAUGCAAAUGAAGUACGUAUAGAAGUCGAAGAGGCUUUAGAGUGGUCUAAAAAGCUGCAAGAUCCAGAGAGAGUGCAAGCUUUCCUGGCAAAAUGCGCAGAAAUGGCCAUGGAAACAGUUACAGGAGAUGACCGUAAGGCUAUAACGACGCGUGAACGACAGAUCAUGGCAGUGAUGGACCCAGAGACGCGUGUAGAGACACAGGUGCUGUUUAAGCGCAUGUCGACCGUACCUGUCGGCCGACGCUUCUCCGUAUUGCCACGGCGGUCGGAUGUUGCUGGCGAUACUCGCUCUGAACGUAAGAGGCGUCGUCAACGUGGUCUAACCGUAGUCCCCGGCCCUGAACAAGAACUACGCGCAGCUCCCAAGUCAGAUGUAGCCGGUUACCAAUUAUUUGACAUAUAA
This is a messenger RNA of Spodoptera littoralis (African cotton leafworm), 1785 nucleotides long. The record is from the annotation of a GenBank genome assembly. Lineage: Eukaryota; Metazoa; Arthropoda; Insecta; Lepidoptera; Noctuidae.